CACCAUCCCGGCACAUCACCCACAUCGCAUCAGUACGGCGCACUGUCGCAUUCGCCGCACCGCAUCUUCACAAUGCUUCCGCGACUCACGGCGUGUCUGCGGAGAAGCCGCAUGUCGGCUGUCUCUGUCCGAUUCCUGACAACCCCCAAGCUGGUCUGGGAGCCCAAGGCCGAGUGGGAGCCCCAAGCACCCGACUGGAGCCGCAAGUGGCCCUCGCCCUCAGAGCAAGAAAGCGACGAGUUUGAAACGUUCCAGCCCGCAGAGCCGCUGCCGUUCCUGAACCGCAGCCCGGACGAGCCCACGGAGACCAAGCGGGCACGGCUCCUCUACCAGGUGCGCAAGCGCGGCAUCCUAGAGAACGAUCUGAUCCUCGCGACCUUUGCCAAGACGCAACUCCCAAAAAUGGACGCCGAGGCCCUGGCGCAAUUCGACCACUUCUUGGAAGAAAACGACUGGGACAUCUUCUACUGGGCCACGGGUGCCCGGCGUGCCCCCGAACGCAUCAAGAAGCUGGUCUUUUGGGCUGAUCUGGUCGAGCACGCCAAAAACAAAGACAAGCGGAUCCUGAGGAUGCCCGAUCUCUGAGGGGGGUCGAUCUCUGAGGGGUCGAUCAAUAAUGCCCGAUCUUUGAUAAUUCCCGAUCUCUGAUAAUCGAUCUUUGAGGCAGAGACAGCGGUUUUGGGCCGAAUACAGCUGCGCGAAUCGACAUGGCA
This is a messenger RNA of Polychytrium aggregatum, 713 nucleotides long. Its product is annotated as succinate dehydrogenase assembly factor 2, mitochondrial-like protein. The transcript has a single exon. Gene Ontology annotation, cellular component: mitochondrion. Bases 73 to 585 code for a protein of 170 amino acids. Lineage: Eukaryota; Fungi; Chytridiomycota; Chytridiomycetes; Polychytriales. Gene Ontology annotation, biological process: tricarboxylic acid cycle; protein-FAD linkage; mitochondrial respiratory chain complex II assembly. The record is from RefSeq and is a predicted model, not a curated record.